This is a messenger RNA of Stegodyphus dumicola, 1729 nucleotides long. RefSeq names its product general transcription and DNA repair factor IIH helicase subunit Xpd (gene Xpd). Gene Ontology annotation, cellular component: nucleus. Gene Ontology annotation, biological process: positive regulation of mitotic recombination; nucleotide-excision repair; transcription by RNA polymerase II. Lineage: Eukaryota; Metazoa; Arthropoda; Arachnida; Araneae; Eresidae. The record is from RefSeq and is a predicted model, not a curated record. Gene Ontology annotation, molecular function: DNA helicase activity; hydrolase activity, acting on acid anhydrides, in phosphorus-containing anhydrides; ATP binding.
GUCUGUCUGUCUGAAUUUUGCAUCAAAUGAAACAAUUUUUUUUGCUAAUCUCCUAGGGCAAAAUCUCUUCGCCCUAUGAGUAGGAAGAUAUAGAGAGUGCAAAACAAGGCAUCUGUCUCUCCUCUCCUCUUUCUCCCGGUAAACCAAGACGCAUGAGAAGUUAUGUACUCUCUCUAUGAUUUGCGUGAUCGUAGAGCACACUAUUAGUGUAUGUUACGGAUGUAGACUGUUUGGAAUAAAUUAAUGUUUGAAAUAAUUUCGUAAUUUUUAAUUAUUGUUUAAUUCAUAAACUUAUUGAGCAUUUCGUGUAUCUUCAUGUCAUAAGAAGGGAAUAGUAACAUAACGCUUAGAUAUGAAAGUGAAUAUAGAUGGCCUUCUAGUGUACUUCCCAUAUGAUUUCAUAUAUCCUGAACAGUAUUCGUACAUGCUUGAAUUGAAACGCAGUUUAGAUGCUAAGGGUCAUGGACUACUGGAAAUGCCUUCAGGUACAGGCAAAACUCUCUCCUUAUUGUCUCUGAUUGUAGCUUAUCAUAAGGCAUAUCCAUCUGAAGUGAGUAAGUUGGUAUACUGCUCUCGAACCAUUCCUGAAAUUGAGAAGGUACUUGAAGAGCUUCGCCGCUUGCUUACAUACGUUGAAAAUGAAACUGGCCAAGUGAAUAGAAUUGUUGGACUGUGUCUUAGCUCAAGGAAGAAUUUAUGUUGCCACCCAGAGGUGAGCAAAGAAAAAGAUGGUAGAAUCGUUGAUGGAAAAUGUUUUGCUCUUACUGCUUCUCAUAAACGUAGCAUGGCCGCUGUAGAUCCAAAUGUUGAUAUUUGUGCCUAUUUCGAAGCCUUUGAUAGGAAUGGACGUGAGUUUCCUUUACCAGCUGGAGUUUAUGACUUAGAUGAUUUAAAAGAAUAUGGAAAAAAACAUGGUUGGUGUCCAUAUUUUCUUGCUCGUCAUGCUAUAACGCAAGCCACUAUUGUUGUGUACAGUUAUCACUAUUUAUUAGAUCCCAAAAUUGCUGAUCUUGUAUCCAAAGAAAUUUCCAAACAAUCAGUAGUUGUCUUUGAUGAAGCCCAUAAUAUUGAUAGUGUUUGUAUUGACUCUAUGAGUGUUGAUAUCACACGAAGGACUAUUGAAAGAAGUCAGAAUGGAAUUCAAAUACUUGAAAAAACUGUCAAUAGGAUAAAAGAAACAGAUGCCAAAAAGCUGAAAGAAGAAUAUCAACGAAUGGUUGAAGGAUUAAGAGAUGCUGGCAUAGCUAGAGAAACUGAUAUUGUGCUGUCAAAUCCUGUUCUUCCAGAUGAAAUAUUGAAUGAAGCUGUUCCUGGUAAUAUAAGAAGUGCAGAGCAUUUCAUAGCAUUUUUAAAAAGAUUUCUGGAAUAUGUUAAAAUGAGGCUUAGGAUUCAACAUGUUGUUCAAGAAAGCCCAGCAGCAUUCCUGAAAGAUAUUCUACAAAAAGUUCUAAUUGAAAGGAAGCCUCUGAGGUUUUGUGCUGAAAGAUUGCGAUCUUUAGUCCGAACACUUGAAAUUACUGAACUUAAUGACAUGUCAUCAUUAACAGCUUUGUGUAAUUUUGCUACACUUGUGAGUACAUACAUGAAAGGUUUUACUAUAAUAAUUGAACCGUUUGAUGACAGAACACCUUCUGUGCCAAAUCCAAUUCUGCAUUUCAGUUGUAUGGAUGCUUCAGUGGCUAUCAGACCAGUUUUUCAAAGGUUUCAGUCAGUGAUUAUUACUUCAGGU